GGCUCAGUGCAAGCAAUACAUCGGGGAUGCUCUUCGACCGACCAAAUGCUGCAGUCCGUCAACUCGAUUACAUCAGCUAGAAAGUACGCGACGCGAAAUUUUCAGCGGUGGUGCGUUAUACAUCGGAUCAGUCGUUAUCCGGUGGUCCAAGGCAUGAGACCUCGCACGAGAGAGCCAACGCCUCAGUAAACUUCUAAACAAGAGACUAGCAAGUUCGUUCGUAUUGAAUGGCAGAUUAUGAGUGUAUUGAAGAGUGUCAUCAUCACCUUGCCUAAGGGCCUGUCGAAGGCGCCUGGCAUCGUAGUUAGCAACGAAUUACCGAGAUCCGUGGCAAAAUUUAAUUUCACCAACUCUAUGUUGACCGACAAGUCAAGGAUGGAUUCGAAGAGGAUUACCAAACAUAAAGACACUCGGGACGAAAGCGCGUUAUUCAAGACUGACUCAUGCGUCCGUGGAAAAAAACGCCGACUGGAUCACUUAACAUGGGAGGAGAAAUUACAACGAAAAAAACUGAAGAACAGAGUAGCCGCUCAGACGUCACGGGAUCGCAAAAAGGCGAAACUCGAUGAACUGGAGGAUACUGUGAGAACGUUGAGGGAACAAAAUGAAUUGUUGACACAGGAGUGUUCUAUGUUGAGGUCACAAAACGAUUUGUUGGUGACAGAAACAAAAAGAUUGAGGAGGGAGAAGGAUACGAAAUAUUCAGGAGAAUUAAUCUGUUCGAUGUGUCAGAGUCGUGUCGGCUGUGCUGUGCGCGCAGGGAUCUACAGUGUCCCCCACUCACCCUCUGCAGCAGGGUGGAACAAUGCAGCUGGCACCGUCUCUGGUGCUAACCCCAGGAACAGCAAUUUUCCUGAAGAUACUGACCAUUUACCUCCUCUUGAAGACCUGUUUGGUGACCUCCAAGGGGACGAUUACAUCGAAAGACUUGAAGAACUUGCAGAAAGCCUUUUGCGAGAGGUUAAUGCAGAAGUGGAAGCAAAUCCUCAUACGACAAAUGAACAAGUGUCGGUCCAGGAAGGUACCAUUGAAAGACAUAACCAUUCGAAAGGAGUGGUGGGGCAGGCAUCAAAAAAUGUGGAAGCCGGUAGAACCUAUGGAAGCAUGAGCACGCACCAAUCGUGGCAUCCUGUUACCAGCACAGUUACUACACCUUGUACCACGAGUACAACUGCACUCGCGUCGAUCAAAUCAGAGAUCCAAGUGAAACAAGAAGUCGACACACACGAUUUAGAUACCGUCUACGGCACCUACGACGAGACCAGUAAUUCCAUAACGAUCAUUUAUCCGGGGGAGGAAAAUAGCGUGGGCAUUCAAGAGUGUGUUCAAGAAGUGAGCACGGACGAGGUUUGCUUGGCCGAGGAUACAUCGUGUCGCACACCGAAUCGUUAUUAUUCCGAUCAACUCUCACCGUCGUACACGUGCACGGACUCUAUGUCACCGUCAAGCAUACAUUCCGAAGAUAUGGAUUCCGGGUUCACGCAAACGAAAUUAGACUCGAACGCGUCCGAUUGUGGCUACGAGUCGCACGAUUCUCCAAUACCCGACACACGAAACGAAAAGGGUAACGUGGCCCUCGCUGAUCUUUGGCACGAAAGUUUUUCCGAAUUAUUCCCUACGCUGGCCUGACAGUUACGGCAAAAAAAAAGAACGACGAACAUUGGAUCGUUCCCUUAUUGUGUCUGUGAUACAACUUAACGGAAACCGCGUUUAUCAAACAUUUGUUUACUACGAGAGAAUAAUUAUAGCACAACUGUAACACGAUACGAGAACUCACUUUAUACAUUACGUAGCACAUGUGUAAAA
Messenger RNA from Dufourea novaeangliae, 1806 nucleotides. RefSeq lists its product as uncharacterized. Lineage: Eukaryota; Metazoa; Arthropoda; Insecta; Hymenoptera; Halictidae. The record is from RefSeq and is a predicted model, not a curated record. Gene Ontology annotation, cellular component: nucleus. Gene Ontology annotation, molecular function: DNA-binding transcription factor activity, RNA polymerase II-specific; RNA polymerase II transcription regulatory region sequence-specific DNA binding.